Cyclopterus lumpus (lumpfish) is the source of this 2193-nucleotide messenger RNA. RefSeq names its product cleavage stimulation factor, 3' pre-RNA, subunit 1 (gene cstf1). Gene Ontology annotation, cellular component: mRNA cleavage stimulating factor complex. Gene Ontology annotation, molecular function: RNA binding; protein binding. The coding region runs from base 133 to 1428 and encodes 431 amino acids. The record is from RefSeq and is a predicted model, not a curated record. Gene Ontology annotation, biological process: mRNA 3'-end processing. Lineage: Eukaryota; Metazoa; Chordata; Actinopteri; Perciformes; Cyclopteridae. The transcript has 6 exons.
UUUUAAUCUGAAAAUCCACUGGGGGACUCGUCCAGUACUGUGACGUAGGACGCAAAUGCGUACGGCACAACGCACGUUCGGGUCCAGGAGCGCCAUUGGAAGUUUGAAGAGGGGGCCCCUUCCAGUCACACCAUGUAUCGUUCCAAGCCGACCCUGAAGGACCGACAGCACCUGUACAAGCUUAUCAUAAGCCAGCUGCUCCACGACGGAUACACCAACAUCGCCAACAGUCUCAUCACUGAAGUAAAACCACAGAAUGUUGUGUCGCCCUCUGAGCAGCUCAUGCAGCUUGCAAAGACAGGGAUGGAGAACGAUGACGCGGCAGUCCAGUACGCCAUCGGGCGCUCGGACACAGUGGCGCCUGGCGUGGGCAUCGAUAUGGAGUUUGAUGCCGAUGUCCAGACCAUGUCCCCGGAGGCGUCGGAGUACGAGACCUGCUACGUAACAUCCCACAAGGGCCCGUGCCGCGUCGCCUCAUACAGCCGCGAUGGCCAGCUGAUUGCCACUGGCUCUGCAGACGCUUCCAUCAAGAUCCUGGACACGGAGCGCAUGCUGGCCAAGAGUGCUAUGCCUAUUGAGGUGAUGAUGAACGAGACGGCGCAGCAAAACAUGGAGAAUCACCCCGUGAUUCGGACCCUGUAUGACCACGUAGACGAGGUCACCUGCCUCGCCUUCCAUCCCACUGAACAGAUUCUAGCCUCCGGCUCAAGAGAUUACACCCUCAAGCUGUUUGACUACUCAAAGCCCUCUGCAAAAAGAGCAUUUAAAUAUAUACAGGAAGCUGAAAUGCUGCGCUCGAUCUCCUUCCACCCGUCAGGCGACUUCCUGCUGGUGGGAACGCAGCACCCCACCCUCCGUCUCUAUGACGUCAACACCUUCCAGUGCUUUGUGUCCUGCAACCCGCUGGACCAGCACACGGACACCAUCAGCGGUGUUGGCUACAACCCCAGCGCCAACACCUAUGUCAGCUGCAGCAAGGACGGCAGUAUCAAGCUGUGGGACGGCGUCUCCAACCGCUGCGUGACCACCUUCGACAAGGCCCACGACGGAGCGGAGGUGUGCUCCGCCGUCUUCUCCAAGAAUUCCAAGUACAUCCUGUCCAGUGGCAAAGACUCAGUGGUCAAACUGUGGGAGAUCUCCACGGGCCGGACACUGGUCAAGUACACGGGGGCGGGGCUGAGCGGCCGUCAGAUGCAUCGCACACAGGGCGUGUUCAACCACACGGAGGACUACGUGCUGCUGCCAGACGAGCGCACCAUCAGCCUGUGCUGCUGGGAUUCGCGCACGGCCGAGAGGAAAAACCUGCUGUCGCUUGGACACAACAACAUCGUCCGCUGCAUCGUGCACUCGCCCACCAACCCCGGCUUCAUGACCUGCAGCGAUGACUUCCGGGCCCGCUUCUGGUACCGACGCACCACCACAGACUGAGGCGCGUCCUGCCCUGGCACUGCUCCGCCUCCUCUCCCCUCUCACAUUGUCUCCACUUGUCCGAGGACCAAACGGAAUGACUGGACUCUUCCGUCUCCAUGACCUCGGCGAACUCGCCACUUUCUGAUCUGUGGUGACUCUCGUUUUUAUUUAAUUUGCAGUGGGACGACACUUAAAGGGUAACUUCUAUAUUUUUCAAUUUCAAAAUUUAAUGUCCCUGUUGGUCACGUAGGCCGUGGUUUCACUUGUCUUAUAGGCGCGACUUCUGCGUUUGGAUGGGUCAGAUCAGAUCUCAGUUUGUCUCCACAUGACCUGACUGAUCGGAUGUGUGUCGUGGUCAAAGGAGCGGCUGUAAAACAUUGGAUGAACACUUUUCGUUUCCCCCGUAAUUUUGUUUAAUUUUAAAAGCUUUUAUUUUGAAACGGCAUCAUCGGGAACUGUUUUUUUAGGGCUUAGACCGCAGGUCUCAGCUUUACUACAGCCCCGGUUUUUAGACGUUUGAUCAAUUGCCCACAUGCUGUUCACACCUCCCUGAGAUCUGAAGUCAACGUGAGCGCGGUCUGGCUGAUGGGAACCCAAAAGCUGCACUGAAAAGACGACCGUCACCACGGCCUUGGAUACAAAAACACGGCAAAAUAGGUUGCAGGUUGAAAAAUACUGAAGUUACCCUUAAAGAUAAGGAGUUGCGUCAUCUUCAGAGCAAAGCAGCAUUUCUUUCGGAGUUUUCUCUUUUUGAUGAUGACACUUUGAGGACGACUCCCUGGA